Porites lobata is the source of this 3156-nucleotide messenger RNA. NCBI's taxonomy places the organism in Eukaryota, Metazoa, Cnidaria, Anthozoa, Scleractinia, Poritidae. The record is from the annotation of a GenBank genome assembly.
ACAAAAUCAAAGUGAGCUGAAGAGAACAGCCUUGAAAAAUGGCAUUGCCCUUUACGAGAACGUUUGAGAACAAGAAAAAUCUAGAGGUAACGAGAAGACUUUUUCUUUUAAAAUGAAAUUUUAUUAUUUUUGCCUUAAGCUAGAGUGGACUAAAUUGGACGUGGAAAACAUAAGGUUUUUUGUUAUCUUGGAACAAAAAUCGGGUGUCUUUGUAUAGAUUUACUCUUUCACUAACGCACAAUUGUGAUCAAGUUCAGUUCAAUGCUAAUAUAUACGCUCUCAGUGUUAUGCAUAAGAACGCGCUAAGAACAAAAUCUGCCCAAGACCCGGUAAAAGCAUUGUUUUAACGUUAAGCUGAGGUGGAUGGAAUUGGAGGAACACAAACCCUGUUCUCGGUAGCUUGGGACAAACCCCCGGUUACUCUGUAUCUCCUAUUUCCUAAAAAAAAAAAGUGGGAUAAAUUCAUUCAAUGCGGUUUAAUAAUAAUUUCUCAAUGAUAUAGAAGAUGCUAGGAAAAGAAUCUGACCAAGACCCGAUAAAAACAUGUUAUUUCCAGCUACAGGGCCCGUUAUUACCCUGACUAAUCAACGGUUAUGUAUAGCAACAGCUCAACCCAGUGAAUACUCUUUCAGUGUUCUUGAAAAUUUACCUUUUUAAUAUUUUGUUUCAGAACACACCUAAAGUGCCUCACAUUCUCGUGAUCGGUGGCGGAGUAGUUGGGAUAACCAGUGCUUUACAGUUACUAAACAAGGGGUAAGUAACCGCUAAACACAACCCGCAAAAGUUGAAAAUAACCACCUCUUCUAACAAACACAGUCAAGAGCCGCUCCCUAAAUUUUCUUAACUAAUUUAAAUUAGUUCAGUUCCGUCCGUUCGGAUCAAAACUGUUGCGAAAAGAUCCUGCGUUAACUCGCAUUAAGUGUAUUUCAAUACGGAUGAAUAGAUUGACAUGGCAUUUAUUUCCUUGUUGGAAUACAGGCAAAGAGUAAUGAGAGCGUGACUAAUAUUUCAAAACUUCCUUGACGAUAAGUUAGUCGGCGGUUUUUGAAACAGACUGUAAUUUUACUUAAUCUAAUCUUACAGCACCAACUAAACAUUUUUUAAAAAUACAGUGUAAUACUGCGUAUCGGUCUGCUAUCUGUUUUACACACAGGUUAAGUAAAAUCAUUCUAACGAAAAGCGGUUAGAUAAAUCUAUAAGAAUAGCAUAACACUUCAUUCCUCUAACAGACACAGCGAUUUUCCAUUCAUUGGGCUUUGUUAGCAAAAGAAAAAAAUCUUGCAUGUGAGGGACUAAAGAAAAACGUUGACUCACCUGAUAUAUUAGGCAUGCGUUAAUUUUCCUUGACACGUUACUUAAAAUGCUCAAUAUUACUUUUCAUACAGUCACUCUUGCCGCAGCCAGACACGUUCCGUGUGAACGUCAUGUUUUCUUUCGGGUGGCGAGCGUAGAAAUAAAGUCGUAUUCUUUAGUUGCCUCCCUAUUUCGCCUAGUAAUUUUAUUGUUGAUUAUAGUGUGUAUUCAUCCAUAUUAAUCAAAUAUACCUAUUAUUUUUCUUAGGUACAAAGUCACCGUUGUAGCAAAGGAGUUCGCCUCACCAGUCGCUUCUGGUAAAUGCAUCACCUCCGAGAUCGCCGGUGCUUUGUGGGAAUGGCCUCCUGCAGUAUGCGGACGGCACACGGAUGAGAAGUCACUUGAGAGAUCCAAGGUGUGGUGUAUGGACAGCUAUGGAAAGUUCAUGGAAUUGGCUAUGAAACCAAAAGAAACUGGAGCGUACCUCAGGCAAUCUGUCUUCUACUUCAAGGAUAUGGUUGAAGACCUUCCAGCACAGUUGGACAAGAUGAACGAACUCUGCCAUUUGCCAGGAUUUCGUCAUGACUCAAAACUCAUCGAGGAAACUGGUAAGAGUUCGUAUGGCACCCUAUCUAACGUGCGUUCAUUUUAUGAAUAUUUUUGUUUGAUGCUCAUAAGAGCCUCUCCGAACAAAAGUGCCUUCAUAUCUUACCUUUUAACCGAUUUCAACGCUUUAUAUAUUUGUAUGCUGUGUUGCGCUUCACCUCUAUGUUCUCAUACGGACUUUUGACUAAAAAGACCCUGACACGCGGGGUACUGACUUACGGUUUUUUUUCCACUAAAGGUUCAUCAGUGGAAUGAUGUAUGUUCCAAAUCGUUUAUAGCUUCGUCUAUCGUGUAGUUCCAAAAUAUUCAGAUAGAAUUUAUAAUUCCCUUGCAGUUAUUCUAUGCAUAUAGAUGCUAACUGAUCGCUAACUAUUUUGGUCUCUCCUUUAGCUGUAAACACAGACACGGGUGUGGUGGACGCGUACCAGCACAUGGCUCCUAUGGUUGACACAGUUGUGUACAUGCAGUGGCUUUACAAACAGUGUAAAGACAAGGGCUGUCGCUUUGUACACGAUGAAAUUAAAGGACUACUGAGAGAUCAAGCAGAAGGCUUGAAAAGGAAAUACAAAGCUCAGCUGAUCUUCAACUGCUCUGGACUCAGCGCUAAAGAACUGGCAGGAGACGAAGAUGUUUACCCUCUGAGAGGUAAAUAAUUCUCCCUUUAAAUUUAUUGUAUUUUGUAAUAUAAACAUGUCAUUUCCCUCUUACCCCCAAACACACAUUUCAUCUAAAUUCAAGCAGUGAUCGCAUUCUAACGGGACCGUUUUUAUUGAAAUCUCAGGUUGUAUUCUUAAAGUUAGAAAUGAUGGAAGCUUGAUGCCUAAACUCAACCAUUCCAUGUGCAUCUCGCUGAUCGAGGACAUUGAUGAGUCCAAAAAAGACGGACAAAGCUUUGUGUUCAUCCUUCCAAGAGGUGAAGACAAACUGUGGUUGGGUGGCAUGGUACAACCCUACCAAUGGGACAGAAAUCUCACCCUCGAUUAUCCACCAAUCAGAAGAAUGUUUGAGAAAGUCAAAGAGUUCUACCCUCCACUUCGUAACUAUGGAGACGAAGACGUGGAAGAAGUGUUGGUAGGACUGCGGCCCGCUCGUAAAGGCAACGUUCGUUUGGAGUGGGAUCCUGUGUGUCCGUCGAUUCUGCACAACUAUGGACACGGAGGCUCGGGUGUGACUUUCUCCUGGGGAUGUGCUAUAGAGGCCAGUGCCAUGGUGGAUCGUGUUCUCAAGAGACCACAGAUUUAUCUGUCAAAGCUUUGA